GCAGCAAUUCUCAGCUUUUCAUACCCUGCAUAUAUUCUUACUUCAAAAUUCAUGCAUGCUCAUUCCAUAACCUCAGGACUCAGGAAAAAAAAAGCAGUUUCCGAGAAAUAAACAAGAAAUAUUUGCUAAAGCUUGUCAAACAUCUUGGUAUUACAACUCAAAAUUUUAUUAUUUGCAACAUUUAUUAUUUGCAACAACUGUGUCAAAACUUACAUAAUCCUUUAAUCUGAAUUUUCAUACUGGCUUUGAUUUAGCUUUCAUAUGUGCAACUGUUUGUGGUAAUUCAAGAAGCAAGUGUUUCAAACAGCCAGGGAUUGUUCAUGGAGACUCAAAGGGUGGUGGUAAUCCAGGAUGCAUCAAGAGAAGUUUGCUUGAUUGCCAUAAAAUGGAUCCGGCAUGGCUUAUCCUUGAAGCCUGGGGAUAUGCUUACCCUCAUUUCAAUUCUUCACCAGGUUAAUAAUCCUAGUACGUUAUCUUUCGUGAGAGCUGGGAAAAUGUUGGGGUAUAGAAGCAGAGUGGAUAGUUCAAUAUUCGGACCAAACCGGAAAAUUGUUGAUGACGAGGUGGCAAGGAUAAAAGAAGAGUACCAAAACAAUGAGGAGCUUACUCAGAUUUCAAAGAUAUAUGAAACGCAGAAGAUUAAGUUCAACAUUGAAGUGGAUGCGGGACCUUCACCAAAGGUGGUCGCUCUAGAAGCAGCCAAGAAACUGAGGGCAACAUGGGUGAUAUUAGACAGGCAAAUGAAGAAAGAUAAGAGGUACUUCCUAGAGAAGCUCUCAUGUGGAAUAUCAAGGAUGAAGCGUGAUAACAACAUAGAAGAAUUAAGAAGACCAAAAGCAAUAGAAACCAACAGGUUUUCCAAGGAAAGAAGUCGUUCCAACCAAGUACCAUAUGAAGAAAUGUUACCAGGAUCACUGGAGGCUGAAGAUCUUUUCAGUAUAGAACUUUGCCCCACAACGUCGAUUUCAAGCCUGGGAAGCACGGAAUCUGCAAGUUCAACUGAUGGAAUCUGCAGUCUUCAUCACGACCUAAAGGAAAACAGAACAAAAACAAUGAAAGAAACAGUGAGAGUGGCAGAUCUAUAUCCCAGCGCUAAUAUAAAAGAGAUGAGUCCAAUUGAAGCUCAUGGAAUGAGUAAAGAUCCAAACCAAAUGCCAGGCAGAAGUAGAGAAGAUUUGAUGGGCUCAUUCCCAUUGCAAUUUGAAGACGAGUUGGAUAAUUCACUCUGCACAAUCUGUAAGAGUAGGCCCCCAAAGAUUGGAUGGGCAACAGAGUUCUCUUAUGCAGACCUCCAAGCUGCUACAAACGGAUUCUCUCAGGAAAACUUGAUUUGGAAAGGAGAAAAUGGGGCUGUCUUCAGAGGUCAACUAGAAAGUACUUUGACAGUUGCUGUUAAGCAACAAAAAGAUUUAAGUUUUCAAGAAGAGAAGAAAUUUAGGAAAGAAGUCCAAACACUUGGAAAAGCCAGACAUAAGAAUGUGGUCAUGCUGUUGGGUUCCUGUUCAGAAGAAAGCCACAGGUUGCUUGUCUAUGAGUAUGUGUGCAAUGGUUCACUGGACCAACAUCUAGCAAAGCAGAGGAGCAGACCUCUAACUUGGGAACAAAGAAUAAAAAUUGCACAGGGGACAUCCAAAGGCUUAAACCACCUGCAUGAGAACAACAUUAUCCACAGAGAUCUACAACCAAGAAAUAUUUUUCUGACUCAUGACCAUGAACCACUGCUUGGAGGUUUUGGAAGCUCAACAACCCAAAAUCACCCGGAGGAAUCCUUGGAUAACAGGAUCAUAGGGACUUUUGGCUAUCUAGCACCAGAAUACACAGAGAAUGGGAAAGCAUCAACGAAGACUGAUGUUUACUCAUUAGGUGUGGUCCUACUAGAACUGAUCAGUGGUCGGAGUACAACAGAUAUGAGACUUGAGGAGAAAAGCCUCCUGGGAUGGGCAAGACCACUUUUGAAAGAAAGACAGUACCACGACGUGAUCGACCCCAAAAUUGCAAAGUCCCAUGAUGACCAACCACUCAUUUGGAUGGUUCAAGUAGCAGAGAAAUGUCUUAGCAAGGAUCCCCAAAAACGAUUAUCCAUGGAUAAGGUGGUAUCCAUUCUAGAACAUAUUACAGAAGGGAAAACACCAGUGGGAAUAGAUUUAAGUGUUCGUGAAAUCUCAGAUACAGAGGGCAGCAUACCAAGUCAGAUGGACUGCAAAGUUUUGACAAGAAAGUUGAAAACAGAGAAUAUUUCAACAGCCUCUUCACCAGACAUAAGAAGAUCAAACACAUUCACAAGUGCUAAUGUCUUUUAUCUAGGCAAGAGAGUUACAUGA
Ilex paraguariensis (yerba mate) is the source of this 2321-nucleotide messenger RNA. The record is from the annotation of a GenBank genome assembly. NCBI's taxonomy places the organism in Eukaryota, Viridiplantae, Streptophyta, Magnoliopsida, Aquifoliales, Aquifoliaceae.